This is a messenger RNA of Nannospalax galili (Upper Galilee mountains blind mole rat), 1983 nucleotides long. It is a transcript of the gene Cfap410, whose product is annotated as cilia and flagella associated protein 410. NCBI's taxonomy places the organism in Eukaryota, Metazoa, Chordata, Mammalia, Rodentia, Spalacidae. Gene Ontology annotation, biological process: cytoskeleton organization. Gene Ontology annotation, molecular function: protein binding. The record is from RefSeq and is a predicted model, not a curated record. The transcript has 8 exons. Bases 313 to 1038 code for a protein of 241 amino acids.
UGGGGAGCGGAGGGCGCAGGGAGCGGGCGGGGGCUGCGGCGCCAUGAAGCUGACGCGGAAGAUGGUGCUGUCCCGGGCCAAGGCGUCGGAGCUGCACAGCGUGCGCAAGCUCAACUGCUGGGGCAGCCGGCUCACAGAUGCAGAGACUGACCAGCAUGCAGAACUGGGACUGUGGGGCCAGCCCAGGGCCCAGGUCUGCUCUGCAGACCUGACAUUGUGAAGAUCCACUUGCAAUUCUGCUUUGAGCCUGCUUCCAUCAGCAAGGAGAGCGUCCACCCUCUCCUUGUACCUCAGAUUUCCAUAUGCCGGGAGAUGCCCAGCCUGGAAGUGAUCACACUCAGCGUCAACAGUGUCUCGACUCUGGAGCCUGUGAGCAGCUGCCAGCGCCUGAGUGAGCUGUACCUGAGGAAGAACUGCAUCCCCAGCCUGGAUGAGCUGUUCUACCUGAAGGACCUGCCACACCUCAGGGUGCUGUGGCUGGCAGAGAAUCCAUGCUGCGGCCCCAGCCCCCACCUCUACCGCAUGACCGUCCUGCGCAACCUGCCCCACCUGCAGAAGCUGGACAACCAAGCUGUGACCGAGGAAGAACUAACACGUGCACUAAUGGAGGGAGAUGAGAUCACUGCUGCCCCCGGCAGAGAUGGUGCAGGCAAUGGGUGUCCCAAGCCCUCCUACACCCUCAGCUCUGACAGCUCCACACCUGAGACCAACCAGAGCCUGCUGAGCUACACGGAGGAGGCAGAAUUGCUGUGCCUGGAGCCCUCCAACCCUCACCAUCUCCUUACUGGCAGUGUCCAGGGUCAGCUUGGCUCAAAGACUUCUGCUGGGGGCCAGUCUCCUUCCUUCUCACAGAGGGAUGCUUUGAGGAGUCACAAGAACAGGGCCCCAGGUCACUCUCUUUGUCCCCAGAACAUCUUGACUGCCAUCCUGCUGCUGCUACGGGAGCUGGACACAGAGGGACUUGAGGCUGUCCAGCAGACUGUGGGCAGCCGGCUCCAGGCACUGCACCGGCUGGAACCCCCGGAGGACAUGGAGUGACCUCAUACACCCAGCACCUGGAUCCUGCUCCAUCUUUGCAGAAACACAGCUCUACCUGGAAAGCCUCUUUCAGUGUUCCUGCCAUCAGGCCAGUACAGGGGCAGCCACACUAGCUGGGCAGACCCUCUCCUGUGUCCAGGGCUGGCAGAGAUACUGCCCACCAGGAUGGUCCCUGGGACUUAGCUACAGAGGCCUUGAUGUUCUGGGCUCCCCCACCCCCGACCCCUCAGGGAGGGCUGUGCGGGCCAUCCCCUCCAAUAAAGUACUUUCCGUCUGGGCUCCUCUCUCAGUGGGAGGCGCAGCCCUGACCUUGGGUCCGUGCUGCUUCUCAGCAGCUGGGGGAACCCUGCAGUGUUGCUGCCUGUGUCAGUCCUGUCAUUGGGCUGGUUUCUGUCCUCACAGAGAUGGCGGAAAUGUCAUGUAGACACUGCCUCAGUGUCCGUAGCUGGCACCACAGCUGGCCCUGCUCGGGAGGGUGUCUGCUCAGGACAAGGCUGGGCAGGACACGCCUCCCCUUGUUUCCCUUCAGGAGUCAUUGUGUUGGGUUCACCCAGAGUGGACAGUCACAGGCCUGUGUCUGCUUGCCAUUUUGAGGCAUCAGAUGUCUCAAUCAAGUCUUUAUUAGAACACGUGAGGGUCACUGUGACUUACCCACCAGGCAGGGCCACCUUGGUGCCUUGGGGUGGGCUUGCGCUUGUAGAGAACAGAGAGGUGUAGGUUAGCAUGUGAGACGACAGAAAGGACCCCAUCACCUACUGAGAGCUAUGCUCAGGGCAGAGCAUGCCCAACAAAGCCUUCUGCAGAUAAUAGACUGGCUCUGUAAAUGACCUGUGGAGGGUUUUGAUACUGAAGACCCAGGCCUUUCAGCCUUUGACCUCUCUCCAGCUCUGGCCCAUUUCUAAUCUUGGAAGUGCCUUUUCCCUUAAUAAACUGUUUCUACCACUA